UUUGCACAGUAAACACGCCAAAAUUUAAUAUUCCCUAACAAUGGCUAGAAGGGGUGGAAAACUCAGUGAAAAUCCAGUUGACCGGUUGAAGCAGAUCAAUUAUUACGAGGAGCAACGCAAUUUGAAACCGGGACAGUGUAAUAAGUACCUCCAUGCGGUCAUCGAUCCAGAUUUUCUACAGGGUCAACAUGGGGCCGAAGUACUGUCUAAGCUAAACGAACUGAACCUCAAGUACGAAAUCGAACAGCAACUGGCUCCACGUGUCAUUACUUUCUACCGCGCUACUCAACAGAUUCUCACACAACAAGGAACAAUGACAGACAGAACGGCCGACCAAAAGUUCUUCAUUCACCUUCUGCUGGGCGAGGAAUUCGUACGACACGUCAAGGAGCAAAGUUUACUGUCCACCAUCGAGCAGCUGCGGGAUCUAUACCCAGGGAGAACUAUUUCGCUGUUGGUGUUUGGAUUGGUUGGCUAUUGCCGUGAUAAUCGGGGAUGCGUUGGCCGUAAGGACACGGAAAUGGCCCUCACGGAGGUGCAGCUGUUUGCGGGCUGCUCUCAUCAGUUGGUCGAAACGGCCGAGGAAGUGGGCAAUUUUGUUGCUCAGCUGGGGAAGAGCAUAGCGGAGCUACCCUACAAACAGCAACAGCAGAAGAAGUACAGUCAAGAACAGCUAUACCUAGGCAACGAGAAGAAGGGUUGCGUCCGAGUGGACGGUACAUCCGGUUUGCACCAAUUGUACCAGAAUCAACUGAUAAAGAUCCCAUCGGUAACGUUGGAAGUAGCGGAGGCCAUCAUCAGUGUGUACCCGAGUCUGAGUCAAUUAAUCGAUGGGUUUCGGUUUGCUUCCAAUGCUCCAAAUCUGCUGGCAGAUAUUCCCAUCAGACGAGCGGGUGGACCAAUUACGAGUUCGAUUCGACGAAUAGGACCGGAACUGAGUAAAAAGAUCUACCUGCUAUACAGCAGUACGGAUCCGAAGCAGGAGUUAUGAAAAGGUGAGAUGGUAGGUUUUCUGAUUUCGUUCCUUCGACUGAGAAGAUGUGAUAAGCAUUU
This is a messenger RNA of Ochlerotatus camptorhynchus, 1053 nucleotides long. It is a transcript of the gene mms4, whose product is annotated as Methyl methanesulfonate sensitivity 4. Gene Ontology annotation, cellular component: nucleus; Holliday junction resolvase complex. The coding region runs from base 41 to 991 and encodes 316 amino acids. The transcript has 2 exons. Gene Ontology annotation, biological process: replication fork processing; resolution of meiotic recombination intermediates; double-strand break repair. Lineage: Eukaryota; Metazoa; Arthropoda; Insecta; Diptera; Culicidae. The record is from RefSeq and is a predicted model, not a curated record. Gene Ontology annotation, molecular function: crossover junction DNA endonuclease activity.